Messenger RNA from Xiphias gladius (swordfish), 4049 nucleotides. RefSeq names its product testis expressed 264, ER-phagy receptor a (gene tex264a). The record is from RefSeq and is a predicted model, not a curated record. The transcript is spliced from 4 exons. Gene Ontology annotation, biological process: reticulophagy; protein-DNA covalent cross-linking repair. NCBI's taxonomy places the organism in Eukaryota, Metazoa, Chordata, Actinopteri, Istiophoriformes, Xiphiidae. Gene Ontology annotation, cellular component: replication fork; autophagosome membrane; endoplasmic reticulum membrane. The coding region runs from base 1592 to 2608 and encodes 338 amino acids.
AAUGACAGUGUAAUGUGAAAGGGUUGCAGUCACAGAUAAUUAACAGCCACAGCUAAAGAGCUUUUUAGCCUCCUUUAGCUUGUUGUUUUGGAUUUACAUUUAAUGUAUGGUUAAGUCUGAGCUGCAUCAACUCUGUAGGAGUUUGGUGGAGAGCACAACAGAGCUAAAAGCAGCAUGAAUAUUGGAUUCACCUUUUUCCAGAUGUGAUAUGCAGGCAGGCGAUUGUUUGAAAAAUGUUAGCUAACUGUUAAGAAGUGUAUCAUGGAAGGUUUCAGGGGUCCAACACAGAUCCAUGGAAAACCUAGCUGAUGGGAUCUGAAAGGGACUUGAGGACAGUUAGACCCCACCACCAGGUGAUAAUUAAACUUAUCCCAGAGUCACCAACAAAGACAGCAGUACAAUGCUCUACCUAUUAACAAGUAGUUGUGGAUGAAAACAUCUCACUUUUCCCUUUACAUUGUUUGUCUUGCAUUAAAUAACAUAUUUCUCUCCUGAUGAUUUUACACAACGCGUGAUCUAACUGGGUCGCAGCUGACGGCAGAGCUCUCACCCAGUUACACUGAAUAUAGGUUGAACCUGGCCUGAUUUAGAUCCUCGGUCGGGUCCCAGAUUCUCGGAACCAAGUUGCUAGUGAGGAACCGAUGAUAUGGCGGUAGCGGCGUAUCCAUCAGCUUGAUUCGGUAGUGUUGUGCCCCCCCUAGUGGCCAAAUACUCAUUAAUGCAGCUUUAAAUUUAGCAAGUUAGACACAUAAACUGACAGCACGCAGUUUAGAGCAAACUAGAGCAUUCUAUUUUGUCCUUAAUGAAUUUCCAUAGUUUGAUGAGCUUGACGUCAGCAGGACUCUUGUUAUGUCGUUUGAACAAAACCCCUAAUAUUUGACUUUAUAGUCCCUAAACGCAGCCCUGACAACGCUCGGACAGCACCGACAGCCUUUAAACAGGUCCUGAAAAUCAUUCACAGAGCGCGGGAAUCAGCGAAAGAACAGAAGAUCUUAAUGAAAAGAAGGAAAGUCACAGCCUUUUUUGUUACGACGCUCAAUCUGCUUUCGCCCCAGCUUCGCGGGUUGAACCAUAAUGGUGAGCAGCAGGGGUAUCGUAGCCGUAAAUGCGCAAAGGAUGGUCACCACCUAAGGUUUACAUGGACCAUAAGGGGCAAUAUUUAUUUGUUGAAAUGUACUAUAUGUAGAUUUAAUAUUUUGAGGGUGUGAUUAAUAUAUGCAACGUAGUCGCUUAUAUAUAUAUAUAUACAUAUAAAAAUGCAUUCACACUUCCCUCCUAUGUAGACGACAAUGGUCUGUCCAGGAAGCAUGUUCCACUGUUUGGGAAAAUACAAUAAACAAACUGUUUUUCCAGUCAACUUGAAGGAGUGUUUCCUCUUUCGCUUCAGUUUGUUGCGACUGUGAAAAACAAAUAUAACACCGUCUGUUGAAUAGCCACGUUUUUGUGUGUGUGUGUGUGUGUGUGUGUGUGUUGUCGUUUGAACCUACAGGACCACAGAGUCGCUGUAUGUACCCGGAGGAGGACGUUUAGCUUAGACAGAUUUUUUUUUUUGCAAAUUGCAUUGACUACAGCUGAAUCGCUCUGAGAAACCAUGUCUGAUUUAAUCCUGGUGCUCCUUAUAGUCGUGCUCCUGGUGUGUUUGAUUGUGACAGUGGGGGGUUUCCUGCUCUACUCGGGGCUCUUGUCAGACGUGAUUAUAAAGACUGGGCCACCUCCAAUCAGGAAUGUUACCAUUGCUUAUAAGUUCAAGGAGGGAUCGUACAAGGACUGCGGUGCAGCCUACUCUGAGAGCUGCAGCAUUGGGCCAAAGCUGAGCUCCAUCGGUGUCUUCUACGAUGACCCCAAACAGAGGCCAUCAGAGAAAUGUCGCUAUGUGGUGGGCAGUGUCCUGUGUGAGGGUGAAGAGAAGCCAGAUGAAGAACUGCAAAAGCUGUACGAGAAGUUUGGCUUCAAGGUGUUUUCUCUGCCAGAAGUGAGCCAUGCUGUGACCACCAGCUUCCCCUGCACUACACCUCUGUCCCACGUGCUGGGACCUUACAGGGUCUACCCGAGGCUCGCUUCUUAUAUUGAGGAGAGGAAGCUGUGCGCAUUCCCAACUAUCGAGAUCUGUGGUUCAGACGUCAUUAACUAUAUGGUCCCACUGUCCCGUCAGACAGACUUCUUUGUUCCAGAGAUGAAGGAGGAGGUCAAAACAGAUGUGAAAGAAGAGGACUCUGACGAGGACAGAGGAACUGACAUUACAGGUGCAGAUUCCCACAGUGACGUGAGCUCAGUGAGCGGCAGCAUGCCCUGGGACAGCAGAGAGACAUCCCUGGCCGCCUCCACAGCUGCCUCCCUGGCCUCAUCCCUGCCUCUGAGGGAUGUAAUGGAUGCAAACGAAGACAUUAAGCACAGGGACCACAGCGACAGAGACUCAAAUGAGUCUUUGGGCAGCGGCUCGUCCUUUGAAGAACUUGACAUGGAUCAGGAGGAGCAGGGGGAGGGACAAGAGAGGGAGGAGAAGGAAGAGGGAGAAGCAACGGAGCUCCCUGAGGGUGAAGAUGGAGCUAGAGAAGCAGUUGAACUGGAGGCUGAAAAGAAGGAGUCCUUGGGGGAUGGAGAGGAGUAGGGAGGAUGCUGAAGAGAUAAGGGAUGAGGCCCUUAGUUUCUCAGUUGUUGCUAUUGCUGGUUAUCUGUCAUGUAAUCUCAUUGGUGGAUCUAAAGCUGUACAUGCCGUGACCAACAUGCCAUAUUUCCGCGCCUUUUUAAUUCUCUUAUUGAAGCUUGUACUUUUUGUUAUACUGUAAUCUAAUUUUUUAAAAAUAAUUCCUGAUCUUAUAUUUAAACUGUCAGGAUAGAACAACAGACAACCCCAUGGGGUUAAGUAUUCUUAAGUAAACCUAAUUUUCUGUGCACAUGGUGUGCAGCAAAUGAGAGUUAACAUUUGUUUAAUUCUAUAUUUCAUUUCAAACUGUCAUCUUUUGAACUUGAGUUGCCAGCAUUCAGAUUAGAAGCGGCACUUCAGUUAAAGAUCCAAAUCAAAGGAAAGACACUGGAUCAUCACACAGUAUCUUUUUACCCAUGUGUGACAGUUGAUAUUGUACUUCACUUUCAAGUUCAUGUCCUGAGGAAAUGUAUCUCACGUAUUUGUGUGCGUUACCUGACUUUGGUGUCUUUAUAUAUACUAAUGAUUGGGGUGAAAAUGUGUGGGAGCUAAUGCUUUAGAAAUCGUGACGGAACUAUUUCAUUGUGUUGUUUUCUUUCUUUUUUUGGGGGGGGGGGAUUUGGAAAAUAUCUAUCACACAGGAAACUCUGAAGUCUGGAGCAGAGAAAAAACUUUUGUCAACACCAGUAAAAUUACAUUACCGAAGCCUCCAGAAGCCUCCAAGUCACCAGGACUAGGGUAUAUAACAGAAUUUAAAAAUGAAAGGGUUUUUCCCGUGGAUAAUGUACAGAACAUUUAUUGUCACUCUGUACUCAGAUAAUUGCUGUAGUUUUUUUAUCGUAAUGUUCUCCUCUAUAGUUGGUUUGUUAAACAACUCUACAGUUCUGUUUGUAGCCAAAAUUCACUCACUUCCAGAGACUAGUUGUGUUAUGUUUGUGGGAUGAAACUGUUGGCACCUUGAGCCAUUGGAAAUAAUGUACAGCACAUUGCCAUGGUUGUGUCUUUCUGUCUGUAAUAAAAUUUUAAAAAGAAAAGUUGGGUUGCGGGAAUCAGUUGUGCAUAGAUGUUUCUGCACAGUAAAUUGGAUCACCCUUAUUCUGCAAAGAUGUCUGUUAAAAACAGAUUUUAAUUUUAAGUUUUCUAACACAAAACUACAUCAUUACUACAAUGAACUGAGGACCAUUCUUAUCCAUUUUUAUUUGUCUCCAUCCCAACCGAGACAGAGAGACGUAACAAACUGUGGGUGGCAGUGGGACGCAUUGUUGUACAGAAGUUAUUGAUGAGGCAGUAAGCGCCUAACAACUUAUUAAGCUCUCUCUUAAAUGCUAACUACUUUCAUGGUUUCACAUUCUAAUGAGUGCCAGUGCCAGCGCUUCUUUGGGAAAGGCACAGACAUGGAAUUUUA